AUGGAUGCCUACACUGAUUAUCCGCCUUAUGAUUACAGUUACUUUGAGAACUCUACUGACGACGUGCUUUUUAAUCUAAAUGUCACAAUGGAUUGCCCUGGCUCAAACCUGCAUGGCUCCAACAUAUUCAUGCCCAUACUGUACUACGUCAUAUUUUUCAUCGGCUUUCUGGGCAACCUCUUUGUGAUCUUGGUCGUGUGCAGCAAAGGUAGGAAAGGUGGGCGUCUGGUGGACACAUUUGUUGUCAACCUGGCCCUGGCCGACCUCGUCUUCAUCCUCACGCUGCCUCUGUGGGCCAUCUCCGCCGGCCAGAGCGGCUACUGGGAUUUUGGGCUAGCUGGGGACCUGCUGUGUAAAUUGAGCAGCUAUAUUAUAGCCGUGAACCGCUUCUCCAACAUCUUCUUUCUCACCUGCAUGAGUGUUGAUCGCUACCUGGCCGUGGUGAAGCUGAUGGACUCGAGGUACCUCAGGAGCAGCAGGUGCAUCCGUGCCACUUGUGCCGCGGUGUGGUUGGGCUCCCUGGUGCUCGGUAUCCCAUCCCUGGUGUACCGCAGAGUGGAGCCGUCCGGUGACGGACUCUCCUGCGUGGAGGAUAACAACUCACCCUUUCUUCUUGGCCUGAGCCUCGCCAUGGCGUUACUCACCUUUGUCCUACCGGUGCUGAUCAUCGUGCUCUGCUAUGGCACCAUCGUCGUGCAUCUCAACCGCCACUGUGCAGCAAAUCCUCGGGCUGAAGGCCGCCGCAGGCACUCCCUCAAGAUGGUCCUCUGCAUCAUAGUGGCCUUCGUGGUGUCCUGGCUGCCCUUUAACAUCUUCAAGGUCAUCAUAAUUGGCUGGCAGCUCUCAAACAUUGAUCUGAGUUGCGAUGCUCAGUCGUGGCAAAGAAACGGACUCAUCGUCUCGUGCUGCCUGGCCUUCAUCAACAGCUGUGUGAAUCCCGCCAUUUACUUCUUCCUAGACCAUCACUUCAGACAACGGGUUGAGAUCUUAUACAAGAACUUAGGGAGUACAAAGUUACUGCAGAGCCACAACUCUUCAGCCUCAUUCACCAAUGUUGGCACUUCAGAUAGCGUUGGAACAACAGCUGGAAAAACUCAGCUGCAAAUGUUUGAGUAG
Cyclopterus lumpus (lumpfish) is the source of this 1116-nucleotide messenger RNA. RefSeq names its product G protein-coupled receptor 25 (gene gpr25). Gene Ontology annotation, biological process: immune response; G protein-coupled receptor signaling pathway. The transcript has a single exon. Gene Ontology annotation, cellular component: membrane. Gene Ontology annotation, molecular function: G protein-coupled receptor activity. The coding region runs from base 1 to 1116 and encodes 371 amino acids. Lineage: Eukaryota; Metazoa; Chordata; Actinopteri; Perciformes; Cyclopteridae. The record is from RefSeq and is a predicted model, not a curated record.